AUGCUGGAUUUGCAAAAAUGCGCGGCCCAGGACCGGGUCGCGGCGGCGAUCGAGCACAAGCGCCAGAUCGAGGAGGCCAGGAGGACCCGCAUCUUCAACCCUCGCGUUCGCACCAUCGGGGUGGACAAGGAGUUCCUGGACCGACAAGUGGAGGAGAAGAAACGCCUGCGGGACCUGGAGCGCGAGCACGAGAGCCGCAUGGACGAGGCCUUGGUGCGCAGCAGCAAACUCGCCAGUUUACUUCAACGCCAGCAGGAUCAAGAGAGGAGGCGACUGAACCAAGAGAUCAACGCGUUCCGCCAGACGCACCAGAAGCCCGAGUCCCGCCGAGACUUUGACCUCGACGACCCGGCCCUGCUCAAAAAGUCCAAGCCCCUCGCGGAGGCUUACCACGAGCUGGGGCCCUCCUCGGCGCAAAAGUUCGAGGGCGAGGACGAGAACCAGGCGGUCCGGCGCCGCGAGCAGCGCGAGCAGAUGCAGGCCUGGAUUGCCCAGCAGGUGCAGGAGCGCCGGCUGGCCGAGCAGGAGCGCGCCGAGCUCGAGCGCAGGUACCAGGAGGCGGUGCUCGGCAGGGACGGCCGCGCCCUGGAGCUCGACCGGAUGGAACGGGCGUGCCGGCGCAGGCUCAACGAGGCCACCGCCAACUUCAACCGAGCCCUCGCGGCGGAGCAGGAGCAGCGCAAGUGUUGGCUGGCGGCCCAGGAGGCCGAGGACAGCAGGGCGGAGAUAUACAACCACGUGACGGGGGAUUUCCUGAACGAGUCGAGGGACCAGGCGAACAGCGUCUGCGGACCUCAGCGGCCACUGGUCGCCCACUACAAGGGCAUGAGCUCGCGGGAGCUGGAGGUCAUUCGCGACGAGCAAGCCAGGCAAAUGGGGGAAAUACAGCGCAUGAAGAAGGACGAGACCGUGAAAAAUGCGGAGUGGAAUCAGUUGAUAAACGGAAACGCCAGAGUGGCAGAGUCUUAUCAGCGCGAACUGGAUCGAAGGAGAUCUGAGUUGAACAGGCAGAUUGCCGAGGAGAACCGGCGACUGGCGCAGCAGCAGAAAUCGCAUCAAGACUAUUUGAAUCGUCACGUAUACAAGCACAAUCCGAGCCCGGAGUUUUACGAGCAGUUUAAUAGGAGCACGCGAUGAGUGGAUGUAUUGUAUUGUAUACACAAUUUUGAGGAAAAAUUCAAG
Molecule: messenger RNA, 1182 nt
Organism: Copidosoma floridanum
Lineage: Eukaryota; Metazoa; Arthropoda; Insecta; Hymenoptera; Encyrtidae
Product: RIB43A-like with coiled-coils protein 2
Source: RefSeq, a predicted model, not a curated record